Molecule: messenger RNA, 2392 nt
Organism: Vitis vinifera (wine grape)
Lineage: Eukaryota; Viridiplantae; Streptophyta; Magnoliopsida; Vitales; Vitaceae
Product: heterogeneous nuclear ribonucleoprotein Q
Exons: 9
Coding region: 775-2250 (491 amino acids)
Cellular component (GO): nucleus
Molecular function (GO): mRNA binding
Source: RefSeq, a predicted model, not a curated record
CGCUACACCUGUGUUCGAUGAAAGCAACUGACGUCAUUAAAAAAACAACAAAAAACAAAAUUAAAGAUAACCUUAGUAACAGGAAAGCUGUGGUGCCGCCGCACCGAUUAGGAUUACUAUAUUACAUGGAGAGCAGUGGGGGAAGAGCGACAGCUGGCAAUUAGGGCAAACAUCAAGCUUUUGAAGUGAGGAAUUCAAAACUAGGGUUUUGACUGUCCUGACAUUCUCCUCCAGGCUUUCUUUUUACUCAGAUAAAUAGUUAAACACAUAAACUGUCCAUUAUUUAUAAUUUCUACUGCAAGUCGUUCAAUUUCUCAUUCAUUGUCUUUUUUGUUUCUUCUUUUUCUUUGUCCCUUUUUCUUUUUCUAUGAAUUGUUCCAGAUAAAUAGUUAAACAAAUAAACUGCCCAUUAUUUUUGGGCCAACAUUCAGUGUCUAAAUAUCGAGACAUUCAUUGCUUCAUUGUUUUUGUACCAUUGUUUCUGUACCCAUUUAGCAUCAUCAUCCUCUUGAUUGUCAUUCAGAAUUAUCUCUUGCCUGUCUCUAUUAGUGCUGCUACUGUGUUAUGAUCCCUUUAUCGGAAAACAUUCAAUUGCAAACUCCUUGGAGCCAUAUUCAUGGCACAUAUUCAAUCGAGAUUCUUACUCUGCAACUCCUUUUGGCCUUUCAUUUUGUUUCCACCUUUCCCCAUUUGUUCUCUUUCUUCUGCAAAUGCUUCUGGCUUCUUUGCUUCCUUCACAGUUGUCUUGCAAGCUUACUUUAUUAGAUACGUACAAUGCCAAGGACAAGAGCAAGUGCUGCAGCUGCAGCACAGAAUCCAAAUGUAUCUGAGAACCCCAUUGAAUGUGAAAAGCCUGCGGAACCUGAAGAGCGUGUGGACCUUGAUGGAGACAAUGAGGAUACAAAGGAGGAAGAGGUUGAGUCUGAAGAAGUAGAGGAAGAAGUGGAAGAGAUAGAGGAAGAGGAGGAAGAAGAAGUAGAAGAAGAGGUGGAAGAAGAUGAAGAGGAGGAAGAUACCUACUUUGCUGAUGCACAAAAAGAUCCAGAUGGUGACGAUGAGAUAAAAUCUGCCAAAGGAGAAGUAGACAAUGAAAAUAGAAGGCAUGCAGAACUACUAGCACUUCCUCCUCAUGGGUCAGAGGUCUACCUUGGUGGCAUUCCAAAUAAUGCUUCUGAAGAGGAUUUGAGGGGCUUUUGUGAACCUGUAGGAGAAGUUACAGAGCAGGUGAGAAUUUUAAAGGGAAAAGAUUCUGCUGAAACCAAGGGCUAUGCUUUUGUGACAUUCAGAACCAAGGAAUUGGCUUCUAAGGCAAUGGAGGAGCUGAAUAAUGCCGAAAUAAAGGGAAGAAAGAUAAAGUGUUCAGCAUCUCAAGUAAAGCAUCGAUUGUUCAUUAGUAAUGUCCCCAGAACCUGGGAAGAGGAAGAUAUGAAGAAGGUUGUAACAGAGAUUGGACCUGGAGUUAAUUUGGUGGACCUUUGGAAGGACCCACAGAACUCCAGCCGGAACCGUGGAUUUGCUUUCAUCGAAUAUUAUAAUCAUGCAUGUGCAGAAUACUCAAGAAAAAAGAUGUCAAAUCCUAAAUUUAAGCUUGACAAUAAUGCUUCAACUGUGAGUUGGGCUGACCCUAAAAACGUGGAGUCUUCUGCUGCUUCACAGGUAAAGGCAGUAUACAUCAAGAAUUUACCAAAGUACAUGACUCAAGAUCAGUUAAGGGAGUUGUUUGGACAACAUGGAAAGAUCACAAAAGUAGUUAUUCCUCCUGCAAAGGCUGGACAGGAAAACUGCAGAUUUGGUUUUGUUCACUUUGCUGAAAGGUCCAGUGCCAUGAAGGCACUAAAGAACACUGAAAAAUACGAAAUUGAUGGUCACAUUUUAGGGUGUUCUCUUGCGAAACCACAGGCAGAUAAGAAGUUUUCUGGUGGAUCAAAUUCACAGAAGUCAGCCUUACUUCCAAGCUACCCUCCUUGGGUUGGUUAUGGUUUGCUUGGUGGUGCUCCAGGUGCAGGAUAUGGUGCUGCAGGCUUUGGACAACCACUGACCUAUGGUAGGGGACUGACUUCUGCUGGCACAGCCAUGAUGCCAAUGCUUUUGCCUGAUGGAAGGAUUGGAUAUGUCCUGCAGCAGCCUGGAAUGCAGCCAUACACCCCUCCAUCACAGCCUAGGAGUGACAGGAGUGGAGGCGGCAGCACUAGUGGGGGAAGGCAUAGUGGUGACAGAGGCUAUGGCCGCAGAUGGUAUAAUCCAUAUUGAGUCAGUCGCCUUGUCUGAAUGCAAUUGUAGCAGGGGAAGUUCCUGCAUCACUUAAAUUACCGUAAUUUGGUUGACACUGAUAUUUAAUGGUUUCACCAAAUAGCCACAGCUUGUUGUGAUGGAAAUGUUGGAAGUUUUCAUA